Molecule: messenger RNA, 2481 nt
Organism: Serpula lacrymans var. lacrymans S7.9
Lineage: Eukaryota; Fungi; Basidiomycota; Agaricomycetes; Boletales; Serpulaceae
Exons: 8
Coding region: 170-2179 (669 amino acids)
Biological process (GO): piecemeal microautophagy of the nucleus; endocytosis; ER to Golgi ceramide transport
Cellular component (GO): perinuclear endoplasmic reticulum; intracellular membrane-bounded organelle; cytosol
Molecular function (GO): sterol binding
Source: RefSeq, a predicted model, not a curated record
ACAUUCAUCAUCAUUUCUCAAGCUCUCCGUAUUUCACUUAUCUACGUCGCCAUCUGCAGGCGUCCAUUCAUUUUCAUUCCUAUAUACAUGAUAAAUUCUCGGAACCACUGAUCUUGUUUAUACAUCGUUACUGACAUCUCGGUAUCUAUAGGCUCAUCGAGCACUUGGAAUGUCACCGUUUAAGCAUCCACCACAUCUUAUUCCCAGUCCAGAACAGGACAUAAUAUAUAGAGGAUGGGUUUUGAAAAAGAGAAGAAAAAAGAUGCAGGGCUUUGCGCGCCGCUAUUUUGUCCUCCAUCAGUCAGGAAUACUCUCUUAUUCUAUCGAUCCCAAACGUCCGACUCGUGACCAGAUUUUCCUUCCUCAAGCUGCUAUUUCCACUGCUGCUGGACGGAGAGACAUACACAUAGAUUCCAGCAAUGCAACUUUCCACAUCAAAUGCCUCAGUAUGGAAGAUUUCAGUGCAUGGAUGACAGCAUUCAGGCAUAAGGAUCAUCACAAGGAUGCAGGUUCAGUUUUUGGCAUAUUCAAAAAGUGUACGUGUCCCCAAGUACACAGUGAUGUGGCGUUAAUUCAACUGUACACAGCUGGCGCAAACCAUCACGAUAAUAUCUCUUCUUACAUGAACUCCGACUUCUUACCUCACUCACCUUUACAACGGGUUUAUGAGGUGCUGGGGUCUCUGAAGUCACAGCACGCUGCACUUUUGAAAUCACUACAACCGCUACAUCUCAGUGACACCACCCCAACCACAGCCCGUGGCUCUCCCCUCCCCUCCACAGCAGAAGUUGUGGAAGAACCUACUUCAUAUUCCCGACUAUCCACUCCAUUAACCAGGCUAUCUCAGCGGGCAUCUUGUGCAACUAGCCUUAGUGAUGGCACUCCCAUAGAAUGGUUUGAUGCUCAAGAUGGCGGUGAAGAGUUCUUUUUGGAGGACAUGACCCCAGAAGAAGAGAGAAAUGGCCCUGUGUUACAAUCUGAUAGUAGCUUACAGGAUUCUGACUCUAGUGAAGACACCCACGAGGAAGAAAUUAUGACUCCUCAACAAUCUGGCGAAAUGGAUCCGUCCAUCAAAGCACGAGAGGUAGUUAGGAGAACCCAUCUACCGUCUGGGCCUGUCGGCGACGAAGGAAGUUUAUUUUCUAUGCUCAAAAAAAAUGUUGGAAAGGAUCUUUCUGCUAUCGCUUUUCCAGUAUCUUUCAAUGAGCCUCUUACGCUUCUGCAGCGUAGUGCUGAGGAAGUAGAAUACUGCGAUCUCCUUCGACAGGCUGUUGAAGCGACCAAUCCAGUUGACCGGAUGUGUUACGUCGCUGCAUAUGCAAUAUCUGGAUACGCUCAUACACAGCACAGAUCAAGUAGGAAAGGCUUUAACCCGAUGCUAGGUGAAACGUUUGAGGACGUGCGAAUGAAGUUCGUAGCAGAAAAAGUCCAACAUAAUCCAGUUGUCAUCGCCUAUCAUGCUGAGGGUGACGGAUGGGAGUUAUAUGCAACCACCGCGGGUAAAACCAAAUUUUGGGGAAAAAGUUUAGAGAUUAUUCCUUUAGGUACUACCUACCUCAAAAUUCAAGGAGAUGAGUUUGAAUGGAAUAAACCAUCAUCGUUCAUGAGGAAUAUCAUGGUGGGCACAAAGUAUCUAGAGCAUUGCGGCAAGAUGGACAUAAAAAAUACAGUCGACGGAUCUAGCUGCGUCAUCGAUUUCAAACAAAGCGGGUACUGGGGUUCUUCCAAUGAAAUUUCUGGAACCGUCCUUUCGUCAACCGGAACGGUAUUGGCCCGUAUAGAAGGAAAAUGGGACGAGCAGAUAGCGCAAGCUUUGGAUUCCUCCCAUCUUCGCGUUCUUUGGCGUAUAACCCCAUUUCCAAAACAAUCGCCGGAAUACUAUGGGUUCACUUUGUUCGGAAUGACGCUGAACGAAAUCACGAGUGACUUGGAGGGGAGACUUCCGCCUUCAGAUUCGAGGUUCCGGCCAGAUGUGAGAGCUCUUGAAGAAGGUGAUAUAGACAAGGCUGAAAGCGAAAAGACAAGAGUAGAAGAGCUGCAGAGAGAAAGGCGAAGGCGUGGUGCUGAUAGGAAACCGAGGUGGUUCAAGCAAGUCGGGGAUGAGUGGAGAUAUAUUGGUGGAUACUGGGAGUCUCGGGCACGAGGCUGGAAGGAUUCGCCAGUAGAACCACUCUGGUGAUAUUUGUGCUCCUGAUGGAAUCACGCUUUCUGCCCACUCAUUUCACUAAAUCUCUGCUGGGUUAACGCGUCGGUAGAUAACGCACAGCACUAUUAAAAGUAUUGUGCGUUGGUACUACAGUCGACUCCCUAAUAACAAUAACCCACGCAUUCUAAACGUCUACCCGUCCACCAAUUGCUAUGGGGAGUCGACUGUAGUGAGACACAAUGUUACGCCAUGCCUCACGACGGAAGUAUAAUACUUACGGAUGGUCACGUGAUUGACACAUUCGAUCUGAAUAUUUUGAAAUUUGAAUGGUUGCC